Lampris incognitus (smalleye Pacific opah) is the source of this 2125-nucleotide messenger RNA. RefSeq names its product ER degradation enhancer, mannosidase alpha-like 2 (gene edem2). The coding region runs from base 95 to 1795 and encodes 566 amino acids. Gene Ontology annotation, biological process: mannose trimming involved in glycoprotein ERAD pathway; carbohydrate metabolic process; endoplasmic reticulum mannose trimming. NCBI's taxonomy places the organism in Eukaryota, Metazoa, Chordata, Actinopteri, Lampriformes, Lampridae. The record is from RefSeq and is a predicted model, not a curated record. Gene Ontology annotation, cellular component: membrane; endoplasmic reticulum. Gene Ontology annotation, molecular function: mannosyl-oligosaccharide 1,2-alpha-mannosidase activity; calcium ion binding. The transcript has 11 exons.
GCCACCUGCGUUGCCGUAUUGUCUGUCACAUCUGAGUUCUUUUCAUAUUUAUAUAUAUUUUUUACUGGGUGUCUGAUUUUCUUCAGCUGUCUUUAUGCGCCUGCUACUGUGCGCCGUGCUGUCGGCGCGUCUCUUGGCCUCAGUACGGUGCGAUGCGGCGGCACACCAGUUUACCGAGGAAGAGAUGGCCGGUAUCAGACAACGCAUCAAAUCCAUGUUCUACCAUGCCUACAACAGUUACCUUGACAACGCCUUCCCCUAUGAUGAGCUCCGCCCACUCACCUGUGACGGACAGGACACCUGGGGCAGCUUUUCUCUCACCUUGAUUGAUGCUCUCGACACUCUGUUGGUGUUGGGGAACCACACAGAGUUUGAGCGUGUGGCCUCGCUACUCCAGGACACCGUGGACUUUGACAUCGAUGUCAAUGCUUCUGUAUUUGAGACCAACAUCAGAGUGGUAGGGGGGCUGCUGUCGGCUCACCUGUUGUCAAGCAGGGCAGGGUUGAAGGUGGAGCCAGGCUGGCCCUGUUCUGGACCUCUGCUGAGGAUGGCUGAAGAUGCUGCACGCAAACUACUACCAGCGUUCCAGACUCCCACCGGUAUGCCUUACGGUACUGUGAACCUGCUGCGUGGUGUCAGUCCUACAGAGACGCCAGUGACUUGCACGGCUGGCGUGGGAACCUUCAUCCUCGAGUUCGCCACGCUGAGUCGGCUGACUGGGGAGCCGCUGUUUGAGGACACAGCCCGCCGCGCACUCCAAGCUCUCUGGAGCACCCGAUCUGAAAUAGGACUGGUAGGGAAUCAUAUAGACAUCCUGUCUAAGAAGUGGGUUGCUCAGGAUGCUGGUAUUGGAGCCGGAGUCGACUCUUACUUUGAGUAUCUGGUGAAAGGCGCCGUCAUGCUGCAGGAUGAGGAGCUGCUCCAGAUGUUUCUUGAGUAUGACCGGGCCAUCCAGAACUACACACGGUUUGAUGAUUGGUACCUCUGGGUUCAGAUGCACAAGGGAACUGUCUCAAUGCCCGUGUUUCAGUCUUUGGAGUCAUUCUGGCCAGGGCUACAGUCCCUGCUGGGUAACCUGGACAGCGCAGUGAGAACCUUCCAGAAUUAUUACUCUGUGUGGCGACAGUUUGGAGGCCUGCCGGAGUUUUACAGCAUUCCUCAGGGAUUCACUGUGGACAAGAGAGAGGGAUAUCCACUCAGACCAGAACUGAUAGAGAGUGCGAUGUACCUGUUCAAGGCGACAGGUGACCACACCUACCUCCAGUUUGGUCUCGAUGCUCUGGAGUCAAUUGAGAAGAUCACCAAGACUUCCUGUGGAUACGCCAGUAUCAAAGACCUGAGAGACCACCAGCUGGAUAACCGCAUGGAGUCCUUCUUCCUGGCUGAAACUGUCAAAUAUCUCUUCCUGCUCUUUGACCCCUCUCACUUUCUGCACGGAGGAGCGGCGGGCUGGGAGGAGGGGGGGGAGGAUGGGCAGUGUAUUCUGGGAGCGGGGGGCUUUAUCUUCAACACAGAGGCCCACCCACUUGAUCCUUCCGCACUCUACUGCUGCAGCCGCCACGCCCAGGACAGGAAGGAGCUGAGGGACAUUCUGCUCAGCCUAUCACAGCCCUCCAAGGGAGCACACCACCCUCCCCGGCCCUCCAAACAGACAGGGGGGCCUCCCCCUGUCCACCCAGAAAGCAUUGGUCUGAAACCUGGCGAGCGGAAAGGGGCCCCCGUGCUGUCCUGCCCCGUUCAGCCAUUCAGCGCUCGAUUCGCCAUCCUGGGACAAGUUUUCACCGACAACACCUGACGUCUGACCAUGAGCUCAAACUGAGAAAGUAGAUGGAGAUUUAAUGAACCGACUGGGGAUGGAACUAGUCUCCUGUCCUGCUUUGGACAUAUGAAGAGUUCUGUCUUAAAACCAGAUACAUCCGUUUUGAAAAUUAGAUACUUACCUUGAAAAGUACCAUCUUUUAAGGGUACUCUGUGACUUUGUUAUGAGGAAAUGUUUUUAAUGUGUCUUUUUUAAAUCAUUCCUCCUCCUAUGGUGGUUGUUUGAAACAGGAUUCAGUGACGUCAUGAAACGUAGGGGGACCAGGACAUUAUCAAAACCUCGGUCAGGAUUUUCGUUUUUGUAAUC